This is a messenger RNA of Oryctolagus cuniculus (rabbit), 3602 nucleotides long. The record is from RefSeq and is a predicted model, not a curated record. Lineage: Eukaryota; Metazoa; Chordata; Mammalia; Lagomorpha; Leporidae.
AUCCCUGUUGGGUGGAGGAGACUGGGUGAAUGUGGUCUGUCUCAUCCUCAGCUGGUGUGGCACUCAGCCAGAUCCUACUGCUAACAAUGGAGAGUUUGAGCCUUACUCCAAUUUAGCAGACCUCUGGUCACAUGCUAGCUAUGUUCCUAACUGCUCAGCAGGUGAUAGGGAAGCAGACAAUAAACCAGUGUUGAAAUACAAACUAAUGAAGAUAUGCUUUCUGAUAUUCAAGACACUUGUCACCGUGUAUGUAAACCACAUUCGCCCAAAGCCAUCAUAUAACCCACUGGGUUGUCUCUAGUUCUUUUAAAAAAAUGUGAAGAGAAGAAAAUAUGGUGAUUAAUUAUGACCUGGCUUAUUACUAGAAAUUAAAUCUGUCCUCCCCAAAAUGCGCCGUGUACAAAGAAGUGCUUGAAACUUUAGCCCUAAGCUCACAUCAUCCCCAAAUAAAAUAAGUUGUAGAAGUAAAUAGGGGAGCCAGCACUGUGACAUAGUGGGUAAAGCUGCCGCCUGCAGUGCCGGCAUCCCAUAUGGGCACCACUUCCAGUCCCGGCUGCUCUUCUGAUCCAGCUCUCUGCUAUGGCCUGGGAAAGCAGUAGAAGAUGGCCCAAGUCUUUGGACCCUUGAAUCCACAUGGGAGGCCAGGGAGAAGCUCCUGGCUCCUGGUUUGGAUCAGCUCAGCUCCAGCCAUUGUGACCAUCUGGGGAGUGAACCAGAGGAUGGAAGAUCUCUCUCCCUCUCUCCUCCUUUCUCUGUCUGCCUCUGCCUCUCUGUAACUCUGCCUUUCAAAUAAAUAAAUGAAUCUUUUUUAAAAAAUACAUAUAUGCUUAUACUUUGAAAAAAAUCAAAGAAUUUCAAGUAUCAGGUUAUGAAAAUGGUUUUAAUACCAAAGCACUGAAUUAAAUUUCAGUCUACACGUUAGUAUUCACUGGCUCUCCAAAGCAAACAUGGUAUCAUUUAAAAAUACUAAGUCAUGGCAAAGCGAGGAGUUAAAUGUAAGGUCAUGGCGAAACAUCUGAAGUUCACCGCCAGGACUGUGAUGGUGCAGGAUGGAAAUGUGGAAGGCGCAUACAGGACCCUAAACAGGAUCCUCACUAUGGACGGGCUCAUUGAGGGCAUUAAGCGAUGGCGAUACUAUGAGAAGCCUUGCCGCCGGCGACAGCGGGUAAGUUAUGGAACCUGCAGGCGCAUCUAUAACAUGGAAAUGACUCGAAAGAUCAACUUCUUGAUGCGGAAGAAUUGAGCGGAUCCUUGGCAGGGCUGCUGAGGCUUGUGGCCAGAAGGCUCAGGAUGAACCCUUCAUGCAAUUUGUGCCUCCACGUCUCACCUUUCUCAAACCCCAUUUUCUCUUACCUUUAUCUACAAUGAACUCAAUCACCCCCACACAAGAAGGCUUGCCUGUAUAGCAGCAAUCCCUGCAUCUGCAGUGGACCCUGUUUUUUAUCAAGUGAAAGCAGAAUGAGUGCAAGUAGCUUAGGGAUAGACUGGUGGUUGCCAGGCUAGUGGAGGGGCAAUGAGGACUUGCUGUUUAAUAGGCAUAAAAGUUUCACUUUGCAAAGAUGAAAAAGUUCUGAAGAUAGAUGGUGUGGUAAUCAUACAAAAAUGUGAAUUUAAUGCCAGUGACCUCUACACAUAAAUGGUUAAAGUGGUUAAAAAAAAAUACUAAGUCAUACCACCCAGAUGUCACACUCACAGUGCUAACUCAGCCAAAUCCUGCCCGCAUCUGUGACCUGAUGACAUUGCACUACCCACGUCCCUUACGCCCACUGACCAUGUGGCAAGUGCUGUGUGCAGGGCCAGAGGGCAGUGUCUCGUUUAUUCUCAUGUGAGGAAAGGGUUUUAGAAGUCUUUUUUUUUUUUUAAAGGAAAAUAAUGCAAUUCUGAGUGAGCUUUCCACAUUGUAAACUGUUUCUCUUUCCUGAUAAGAGAAAGGGAGGGAAUAAAAUGAAUAUGAGUUCAGGGACAUAAACCAGGAAACGUUCUGAUAGUAAAUCAGGUCGAAACAAAUCAUGAGCGACUCUGGAAUUUGACCUGAGUUGUUUAUUACAGUUGACUGUAAUAAACACAGAAGUGACUGCUAAUGAGUAUCUCAUGCACCUAACUUUGAUCCUUAAGAAGUCGUGGACUAGUUAGAUGAUGGUUCCUGCAGGCAAAGUGCUGUUAACCACUUCUCAUUUAAACAGCCUGAAAUGAACUGGACAAUUUAUUCACAGAGUGACCUCUGGCAUUGGAAAUAGCACCUCGCCUGCUGUAUCCAUUGUGUAGGAGUCUGAGAACAAAUUUAUUUUAAAAAAGAUUUAUUUAUUUUAAAGUCAGAAUUACACAGAGAAGGAGGGGCACAGAGAGAGAGAGAGAGGUGUCUUCCACCUGCUGGUUCACUCCCCAAAUGGCUGCAACUGCUGGAGCUGCGCCAAUCUGAAGCCAGGAACCAGGAGCUUCUUCUGGGUCUCCCACGCGGGUACAGGGGCCCAAGGACUAGGGCCAUCUCUACUGCUUUUCCAGGCCAUAGCAGAGAGCUGGAUUGGAAGAGGAGCAACCAGGACUCGAACUGGUGCCCAUAUGGGAUGCUGGCACUGCAGGCCACAACUGUUACUGGCUGCGCCACAGCGCCAGCCCCGAGAACAAAUUUAAGUAGAUAAAAUAAAACUGCCUCUUAUAGUAUCUGAACACAAAACACUGAUCUUCAACAAUCCUAAGAGGGGCCCAGCAUUAUGGCACAGCAGGUUAAGCCACCAUCUGGCUCUGGUUCGAGUUCUGACUGCUCUUCUGAUCCAGCUCCCUGCUAAGGCAGCUGGGAAAGCAGCAGAGGAUGGCCCAAGUACUUGGGCUCCUGCACCCACCUCUCAUGUAACUCUAGCUUUCAAAUAAAUAAAAUCUUUAAAAAAAAUCCUAUGAGGUAAUACUGUUGUUAUCCCAGUUCACACAUGGGGACUAUUUGGCUAAGAGAGUUAAGUGACGUGUUCAGGGCCACACAGAAGCUAAGAGGGAGACGUCCACAGGAUCUGCAGCGCGUGCCAUCUUAGCUAACCUUGGCGCGUCAGAGUGGAAACAGUCCUUACCUUUCUGAGCCUACAGCCCAGCAGGGAGGCCAGAAAUGUGUGUGAUACACUUGGGAUGCUAACUACUGAGGGAAACCAAAGAUCAGGAGACGUUAUUGUGUGGUAGAAUUGAACAAGGAGGACUUCCUGGAAGAAGUGCUUCUUGAAGUGAACUGGGUAUGUGAUCUGAGCAGAAAUGUGGGAGACACUCCUAAGAGAUCAGCCAAGCAGUGACCCAAUCAGAGUUGUUGCUAGCCAGAGUGCCACACAGAUGGAUGGAUGCAGGAGGCUGGACUAUGGAGAUCUGAUGACUUACCUAAAACAAAUAAGGAACUAUGAUGUGUUAACAGGACAUUAAAAAGCAACACUCAAGAAAUGACCCCAAAGUGGAGGGCCAGGAAGCAGAGACAAGUAGAGACCUGGGCGGCAGAGUACCCUGCAGCUGCAAGAACCUGGUUCCAGCGCAGCACUGAUAACAAAGAUCGAGUGCAUUCACAGGUGCCAUUUCUGUUUUUCCAGGAACUAUGCUCAAAAAAUGAAAACAGAUGAUUAUUAGCUUUCGUG